Anopheles bellator is the source of this 1742-nucleotide messenger RNA. RefSeq names its product peroxisomal membrane protein PMP34 (gene PMP34). The record is from RefSeq and is a predicted model, not a curated record. Gene Ontology annotation, molecular function: ADP transmembrane transporter activity; FMN transmembrane transporter activity; AMP transmembrane transporter activity. Lineage: Eukaryota; Metazoa; Arthropoda; Insecta; Diptera; Culicidae. The coding region runs from base 224 to 1216 and encodes 330 amino acids. The transcript is spliced from 3 exons. Gene Ontology annotation, cellular component: peroxisomal membrane.
UAUCUUUCAAUCCGCGAAUCCCGUGCCAAUCGACAAAGCACUCGCGAUUUGUGGUGGAUUGUGACCUUUGGUCCCGCGUGCUUGUUUCGGAACUCGGCAGAGUAUGAUCGCGUAAAGAAGUCACCGCGCUGCUGUUGAAUUGACCCUCCCGCCCCGGACGCCGACCGCAAUUAGUGGUAUUUGUUGACAGUGACUUCUUAAAUCGUCGCCUCCACGGUCAAACAUGGCACAGUCGAAACUCAAGCAAGUGUUCAGCUACCAAUCGUGGGUACAUGCGGUGUCUGGAUCGGCGGGUAGCGUGAUUGCAAUGUCCGCCUUCUAUCCGCUGGACACCGUCCGGAGUCGGCUACAGUUGGAAGAACCAGAACGACGCAAGGCACUAAGUACCUGGCGGAUACUAAAACACCUGAUCGAGGAGGAAGGCUUCGCGACGCUCUACCGUGGCUUGGUGCCGGUGCUGGAGAGCCUGUGCAUUUCCAACUUUGUCUACUUCUACACGUUCCACAGUUUGAAGGCACUGCGUUCCGGGGGCAGCUCGGGCCAGUCGGCGCUCGGUGAUCUGGUGCUGGGUUCGCUGGCCGGGAUCGUUAACGUGCUAACAACGACCCCGUUCUGGGUUGUCAACACCCGGCUGAAGAUGAAGGGCCUCGACCAGCGCAUUGUCGGUGCUGUCAACGGUCACGCAAGCAAAGAGCAACGCAGCAACACCACAAAUGUCGCGUACGAAGGACUGCUGGACGGGUUGCAGUACAUCGCGCGCACCGAAGGCGUGCGGGGUCUGUGGGCCGGGGCCGUACCUUCGCUGCUGCUCGUCCUCAAUCCGGCCAUCCAGUUCAUGGUGUACGAAGCGCUCAAGCGACGGGUUACGGAGGGACCGGCCGGGACAGUUGUCCGCAGCCCGUCCGCACUAACGUUCUUCAGUAUCGGAGCGAUCGCGAAAAUGAUCGCUACCGUUCUAACGUACCCGCUGCAGCUGGUGCAAACCAAGCUACGGCACGGCAAUGCGGACAAAAGCCUAAACCUGCCGGCGGACAUCGACACGGUCCAGCUGCUGCUGAUCAUCUUGAAGCGCCAGGGUGUUGGCGGUCUGUAUCGUGGGCUUGAGGCAAAACUGCUGCAAACCGUCCUCACGGCGGCGCUGAUGUUCAUGGCGUACGAGAAAAUUGCCCGGUUCGUCACUUCGCUGCUCAUUUCCAACCACGGGCCUAAAGGCUGAGUUGCGACCGAGAGACCACCCGCUGUCCGUCCCGCGGAAAACCAAGCUCUUUCUUCCCGAAAGACACACUCUCUCUUUCGAUAAGGUGUUAUGUUUCACCCUUCUGUCCAUUCUAGUCCUUUCCAUCACCAACCAUUUUUACUUUGCAUCUGUGAUGAUGAUACCAAGAGCAGGAGCAACAGCGCCGGUCGUCCAUUCAUCCUACGCACAUUCCGAAGAUCCCAGGUCGGGUUGUUUUAUUUAUAUAACCAUUUUACAUCUCUACCUAAAGCUUCAAAAGAGCAAAGUGGUGCGCCAGGGCGGCCCGCGGCUGUAUUACGGUUCUUUCUUUUUAUAAUACUUAAAAUUGGCAGAUAAGGGAUAAUAGGGAUUAAACUAAAGCGGGAGCCCGGUGGGCGUUUGGAAGGGAACGGCUUUUUUCUCAUUCAGACUAGAAUUUCCAAAGCAAAUCUGCUUUAGUAAGUGUGUGUGGUUCAUAAGAUAAUAUGAAUAUGAUAAGAUGAAUUUGCGUUGCGACCGAACAAAA